CACCGUCUCUUUCUCUAACUAUAAGAGUAUUAAUGAAUGAGUCAUCAUCAUGUGUAAUAUUGUACUACUGUUCCACCGCUGGUUAGCAUUUUGAUGUAUGUAUAUGCAUAAUAAUUAAUUUAGUCUUGUUUUGGGUAUGCGAACCCAGCCAGCCGGCCCAUGGUAAGGAGUAGCUAGGGCUGCAGUUUUACUACAUUAAUCUGCAGUAAGUAUGUAUAUAUAUAUCACAUUUAGUCACUCUCCCGUUAGUUUCCGUCCAACGGAAGUUAAUGGAGAGUGACUAAAUAUGAUAUGUUUCAAUAAUUCUGAGUGACAUUAUAAAAAAAAAAUUUGUGACCUGUUUUAGAAAUUCGAGUGACCAAAAUUGAUAUUAAUUUUUUCUAGUGACUAAACAUAACACGAUUUAGUAACAUCUCCUUCGACUACCAAACUGAUGACAAAAACAACAUUAUAUCAUAAUUGGACAAAGAAAAUUCAUGAUAGUGCACUCGUACGCCCUUUCAGUAACAUCUCAUUCAACUCACCGAGUUAAUAAGUGUUAUAGGUAUAAUAUGCCCCUCUACUAUGUCGUUUUAUCAAACAUGACCCUCUACUAUUUUUUACAUCAAACAUGUCCAUGUACUUUGGAAAAAUUAUCAAACAUGCCCUUCUUUUAAAAUUUUCAUUGAAAAAAUUGUCAAUCAUGGUUGAACCGAGAUUUAGACGACCCAAUAUCGGCAAAUGGGAGGGAAAAUGUCAGUUUUGUCCCCUGUUUUAUUUCUGAGUCUCGUCAAAGUGAAAUUAUUAGGAUUAUUUGGCUCAAUAAAAGAACCAAAAAAUUCUAAAGUGAAAUUAUUCGGGAUAUUUUAGACAUUUGUUAACGGUUUUUGGAUAAAAAUUUUAACGUGAGUGCAUGUUUGAUAAUUUUUUCAAAAUACAGAAGCAUGUUUGAUAUAAAAAAUAAUAGAGGGACAUGUUUGAUAAAACGACAUAGUAAAGGAACAUAUUAUACACGUAAAACUCAUUUAAUAAUGAAGGCAACAAUACAUCAACUUCAGUUUAAACACAGAAUCAUUAGUGUUCUCAUCUGAUGAAUAUAUUGGGCGGAACUUUUCAAAUUAUCCUUGUUCAUAUAUUUCUUUUAGUGUCUGCAUAUUUUGAAAUAUUAAAAUUUACCGUUGGAUUUUGAAUGUAUCACAUGAAAUCAAAUAGCAACCACCCGAAUCAAUUUCUGCCCUAUUCUGGUUUCUGGUUGAAAUAUACACUUGAAAUAUUAUGUGAAUGGACAAAAUAACUAGCAAAAAUGGGUGGGAAUUAUUAUCAUGUCCCAAAAUAAACGGAAUAUAUAUAUAAACGAACAGAAAUACGAAAUUAAUUAAUAAAAAAAACGGAAAGAGUUAUUUCCGUUAGGGGGAGGUCUCCGCUUCUCCGGAAAGGAAGUUGGGAUAAAAAAAACUCCGAAGCGGGAGAAGAAAGGAGGGUGCGGGAAAACAAGCGAGUGAAAAGUGCGAGAGAAGAGGGAAUUCUUUAAGCAAAUUGCGUUUCUUCUUCGUUCCCCUUCCCAUUCCACCAGCAGCGUUCCCCCGCCCUCCUCCAUUUGUGCUUCCGCUUCUGCUUCAACUUCCGUUUCCCUUCCCUCCCCCUUCCGCCUCCGUCCCUCGUCCUAACGGCGGUGGCUGCUCUCCCUCGCGUCUCCGCCGUCACUGCUCCCAAUCUCCGUCAUCAUGUCGCUUCUUCUGUUCCCCGGUGAGCCUCUUCCCUCUCUCUCUCCCAUCAAUUGAUUUGUUCGUUCCGAAUCGCUCUUCGUUUGUUUCCACCGCUUUGUUUAUGAGACUGUGAUCCAAUUCUCGAGCAUAUUUUUAUGGCGGGAAACGAGGAAUCUUUGUGAAACGCCUGUUCCGCGUCUGUUCUGUAUUUGUUUGGCUCACUCUUCACCGGUGAUACGAUGGGUGUAAUAUGAUUGAUCUCAUCAGAAGAAAUGAAUGGAUGAGUGUGAAGUAGGUCAUUGGUGUUUUGAAUUUUGCACUUUGCGUACUGACGGAUGUAAUUGAAAUGAAUCGUCCUCAACAUCUGGAUCGCUGAAUUUUACUCGCUUCGCUGGUUUGUGGUGGUUAGGAUUCUGUUUCCUGACUUUGUAGAAUGGCUGUAUUCGUUAAUUCUUUCUGAUGCGAUGUUGUUGUUACAAUACGACCGGUGCAAUUGAUUUGAAUCGUGAUCGCUGAAGUUAACUCGCUUCGCUGGUUUAUGGUGGUUAGGUUUCUGUUUCUGACUUUGUAGAAUGACUGUAUUCGUUAAUCCUUUUCUGAUGCGAUGUUUAUGUUACAAUACUACCGUUAUUUUGUUUCCAGUCCAUUGUUUGUUCAAUCAAGUUGGGAGGCAGGCAUUUCGGUGGAUGCUUUCGUCGUAGUUAAUAUCUUUGGAUGUGGUUCAUGGUUGCUCGGGUAGAUUAAGGAUGUCAAAGUUCAUUCAACUUAGGUUGUUUGACAGUUUCUUUUUGCCGAGCUUCUUCAGUGUGGUUUGUAAUACUUCUGACAAGCAUUUAACACGUUUGAUUUGAUUAGCCAGGAUUAUCACAUGGAUUGUCCAACAGCAUUGCAGUUUCUCCAGAUCUAUUUCAUAGCUGCAACCAUUCCAACCUGAUAACUACAAGAGUAAAUUUUGGCAAGCUACUUUGAUCAUGGUUAUGUCCGGUACAAAGAUUUCUAGUUGUUUAUUGCUGGCAUUCAAGCAUGGUGUCUGCUUGAGAGAAAAGCUCUCUGGUGUCGCCAUCUCUGCUGCUGGCUCUGAAUUGUACAGCUUCUUCUCUUUGACCUUCUUCAACGUUUUCUGAUCUCGAGUUAACUCUGUACAUAUAAAGAGAUAUGGCAGUUGCAACUUUGAAAGGACACUUUCCAGCAAGUGAGUAUGGUGGAAGUAAACGAAUUGAAGCGAGAAAACCUUCCCCUAGGAGGCGGCGUGUAUUCGUCCAAACUGAAACAGGAUUUGUUUUGGGAAUUGAACUAGAUGGGAGUGAUAACGCCCACACGGUGAAGAGAAAGCUACAGCUUGCCCUCAACAUCCCAACGGAGGAGAGAUCCUUGAUAUUUGGCGAUGUAAUACUGAAAAAUGAUCUGAGUGAAGUUAGAAACUGUUCUCCACUUCUCCUCACAAGGAACUUCAUGCACAGAAGCUCAUCGACUCCAUGUCUUUUGCCACGUGCAAAGGAUCAUCUUCAGCAGAGUGACAAGAGCAGCCCAAUUGAGAUACUUGGAUUUUCAGAUCAUUUUGCUGUAGUAAAGCCACUAGUGAGAGAAAUCACAAUAGCAAUGAGAAAUGGUGUCAAUCCAACCCCAACUCAUGGCGGCCUUGGAGGUGCAUACUAUUUCAAAAAUUGCCAAUAUGAAAAUAUUGCCAUUGUGAAACCCACAGAUGAAGAGCCUUAUGCCCCCAACAACCCCAAAGGGUUUGUCGGGAAGGCCCUCGGUCAGCCGGGUCUGAAACGUUCAGUUCGGGUUGGUGAAACAGGGUUCAGAGAAGUGGCAGCUUACCUUCUCGAUCAUGAUCACUUUGCCAAUGUGCCUCCCACAGUCCUUGUAAAGGUGACGCAUUCCAUUUUCAACAUCAACGAUGGAAUGAAUCAGGGCAAGCAGCAUCAACACCCGAAGAAGCAGGUUAGCAAGAUUGCAUCGCUUCAGAAGUACAUACAUCAUGAUUUUGAUGCCAGUGACCAUGGGACUUCGAGUUUCCCGGUUGCUGCUGUGCAUAGGAUAGGAAUCUUAGACGUGAGAAUCUUGAAUACCGACAGGCAUGCAGGGAAUCUUCUGGUUAGGAAGCUGGAUGGGAUUGGAAGGUUUGGACAAGUCGACCUUAUCCCCAUUGAUCAUGGACUAUGCCUUCCAGAAGACUUGGAGAACCCAUAUUUCGAGUGGAUAAACUGGCCACAAGCUUCAUUACCAUUCUCCGAUGACGAGCUCGAGUACAUUAACAGUCUCGAGCCUUGUCGAGAUGCUGACAUGUUGAGGAGGGAACUGCCGAUGAUUAGAGAGGCGUGCCUCAGGAUUCUAGUCGUUUGUACAAUUUUCCUGAAGCAAGCCGCAGGUUUCGGUCUGUGCUUGGGAGAGAUUGGAGAAAUGAUGAGUAGGGAGUUCUGCGGUCCAGAAGAGGAACCUAGUGAGUUUGAGCUCAUAUGCAUGGAGGCAAGAAGUCGAGUAGAGGAGUCAAGAUCAUCAUCCCCUUCUUCUGACGUGAAGAAAGGAGGAGAUAGUAACGAGGAGUUCCAGUUUGACAUUGACUGUCAGGCCGAACUAUUUGGGCCACCGUUAAGAACAGUUUCAUUUGGGUGCAGGAACGUCCGGAACCUACUUUCCAAGCUAGAGGAGAGUCUUGAAGAGGAAGAGGAGGAUGGGCUAACUACUACUGCAGUUGUAGAUAUUAGUACUGACCCUGAUGUUGGUGAAAUCGCAGUUAUGACUACGACCUUGGCUAAAAGGUCAAUGUUGUUAAAGAACAUGAGUUUAGGUGAGAAGAGCUGGAGGCGCGAGAUUGCAAUGGAGAAACUCGGGUGUAUGGCUGGGGUAUCGUCUGGGAACAGGAGUGUGAAUGAACAGCUUCCUUCGAGCUGCAGCUUUGUGAAGAUUUCUGAGCUGAGUGAAGGAGAGUGGACACAGUUUCUCGACAUUUUCCAGAAGUUGCUGUACCCUGCUUUUGAAAACCGUGAAUCAGCAGGAAAGCAAGGUCAGAGAAACCCAAGACAGCGGUUAGGAACCUCGUGCCAGUUUUGACCCAGCUUCGGAAUAUGCAGCUUGCCAGUAUCUCCAACCCUUUCAGCUGGAAGUUUAUCACAAGCUGCUGAGGUGAGAACUACUUUUUUGUUACUCUCUGUGUAAUAUCAAAUAUGCAUUUUUUUUACCUUCUUUUUGUCUUCCCCCCUUUUUUACUAUUUCCCCACUCUCUGGCUCUACUUUUUGCUUAGACUGCAAAAAAUCUGCUAUUCUAGGCAUUUGAUUGUAAUAAAAGUGGAAAACACAGGAACUAAUAAGACAUAAUGUAUAGAAAGGUUCCUGAUCUUCUCUUCUGCUGCAAAUGAGUAAAUAAUCCUUGUAAGGGACGAUUAGUUUGCAGCAGCUAAGAUGUUACUGAUUGUAGUGAUAAAUGGAAAAACACAGGAACUGCAAUGUUCGUUGUGUUCUGCUCCCUCUGGAGCAUACCAUUAUUGAAUUUCUUUGAUGCCUUGCCAUGUGUUUUUGUUUAAGAGUAGCAAUGAAGUAGGCCAAUUGGG
Messenger RNA from Linum trigynum, 5236 nucleotides. NCBI's taxonomy places the organism in Eukaryota, Viridiplantae, Streptophyta, Magnoliopsida, Malpighiales, Linaceae. The record is from the annotation of a GenBank genome assembly.